AUGCGUCGGGGCACCCGGAUGAUCGCCAAUCGGUUUUGUCUGGGGUUCAUUUCUUCUUCCCGCGGUGACAUUCUAGAUCAUACCGUACAUGGCUAUAUCAAACCUGUCACCGCAUCUUUUUCAGCGUGUGGGUUGCAUUUUCCCUUCACCAAUCGAUCUCAAGACGCGUCAAAAAAGGCCAACAUUUUGGACGCAAUCGAUGGCGUCUUCAAUGAGGCUCAGCCCGGCUUGGCUUCUGUCCAUCCUUCGGCCAUGCACGCCACAGGUACGGUAGUUGAGCAAACCCAAAGCGGGAACGCACAGCCAGGUGGCCGGAACGGCAAGGCAGUUUGCAAGGUUAUCUACGGAUACCUACUCCGUACCGUCGAUGACCUAUUCGUGCUAUCCGUCCAGGAUGCUUCGUGCCUCUUUUCCCUCGAUGGAAUGGUGACCAUUCUGUCAGGGGCCUUUGGGUGGUUUUCUCAGACUACCUGUACGGAUACCUUACUCGGGUCAAACGAAGAGCCACUUGGUGGCCAUGCAUUCCUUGGCUUUGGAGUCUUUCUGCCCUCGGCCCCGAGAGAUAAUCAGCGGAAGCACAUGCUACUACUGGUUCGAAUACAUAGAUCCAUUGAGUUGCUGUCUGCGUCAACAGGCAAUGGAGAAACACUUGGCCCAGGACUUGAAAUUCAAGUUGAGGUUUUGAAGACGUUCGGGUACUCCAACGGACUCUUCGGUCCCCUCCUCCGUAGCUCGACUCCUUCAUCUUCUCCACUUUCUGUGCCGUCUCCUCCGCCUUUUCCUGCUUCUCUGACCUCUCCACCCCAUACGCCUCCACGCUUCGUACGGGACCUUCAGCGAUCCAGGGAUCGUCAACGUGUCCGCGUAUGCCCUGCCACGUUCGCGUCGACUGCUCACCGAGCCCAUUUAUCCUCACCACUCACACGCGCCGGCGCUGGCGGCAGCUGUCCCCCCGGGUCGCCCGACAAGCUUAAACGAGGAAUGGCUGGUCUCUCGAGGCUUGUUUGCAUAACUGGCUUUGGGCGGAUGACUAUCCAUACUCCAACUUUUUCUGCCGUUUAUCCUCUCCCUAUGCCGACGCUGCUCUUCGAGGGCCCUGCCAUCGUCCGACCUCAUAAACCCCCAGCCACACCCUUCCUUCGACCUACUAGGGGACCAGCCUCCAAAGUGGGCAAGUCUCCAAGCAAAUUCUCCAAGAGAAAAAAAGAGAGAAAAGGACGAACAGACGAAAAACUUGAACUCCACCCUGCUGAAACGCGACGCAUUGUCGCCACAAGGCUUAGGACCUCGGGAUACCUCAACUCAACUCAACCCGCGACCCCUGCUAUCUGCCCUCUGCCCGUUGGACCUUUCGAUCUUUCUUCGCCGACGUCUUUCGUGCGGUGUGCUUCGCCUCGAGUUUCUAUCCGUCCACUCCCAAGGCCACCACACCCGCGUCUCUUAACGCCUCUGCAGAAGGACACGGGCUACGCAUCGUGUUGCUGCUUGCUACUGCUUGCUGCUUGCUGCUUCUGCUUCUGCUGCGGCUGGCCGUCAGAGAACUGCCCGUUCUGCCUCAACCCGGCUUGCAUCAUUCUACUUUUCCCACCCUCACUUUCUUUUGAGUUCAGCUCUGCGGUCAACCCGUGUCUGCCAUCUCCCGUCUGGCCUCUUCCCAAGCGGUUGAGGGCACAGCUGAUACGAUACGAGUCGUUCUGGGCCGAACAUCCGCGAACCCCAGACAGAAGCCUCCCAGGCCCCCCAAACGAACGAUCCGUCCAUUCAUCCAACGUCUCUUCUUCCACCACCGCCAAUCGCCACUACCACCACACUUUGUAUCCUCUUUAUGUCAGCCUACCAUCGAUCCUGGAUGCUUGUUCUCACCUCCUCCGUUCAUGCUAUUCCGCCCAACACUGCUACCGGGCCAUAGGCCGUCUUUUCCGCCGUCCCUCUGCCGUUGAGCGUGCAACAUCAUCUUGGGACGAAAACGAAACUUUGCGCCGCACGUCUCCUCUCUCUCUCUAUCUCUCUUCUCUCAGCUCAUCUCACGUAGCACUCCGCCUCAUUCAACCUCACCCUCACCAGAGCUAUCCGCUCACAGCUCUUUCUCAUCCCUUCCCUUUCUUCCUUUUCUCCCCCUCCUCCCUUUCCCUAGCACCAUACGGCCAGGUCACCGCCGUAUAA
This is a messenger RNA of Colletotrichum lupini, 2163 nucleotides long. RefSeq lists its product as uncharacterized. NCBI's taxonomy places the organism in Eukaryota, Fungi, Ascomycota, Sordariomycetes, Glomerellales, Glomerellaceae. The transcript has 8 exons. The coding region runs from base 1 to 2163 and encodes 720 amino acids. The record is from RefSeq and is a predicted model, not a curated record.